AGGGAGUAAAAUAGGAGUGACAAUAACACAAAGCCAUCAAAAAAGUAGGCUACAGUACCAAAUGUGUUUGUGGAGUUUCUGAAUCUCUAGGAUGCUGUUCCUGGGCUAUACAGCUCUGAUUUUAUGUUGGAUGUAUUGUACUGCAGAAAAAGCUUGUAAAGAACCUCCUCCAAGGAGGACUAGAGAAUUGCCUACUGAAAGAUGGGACCAACCUCCCUAUCCACAUGGUACUCAAGUGACAUACAAAUGUCGGCCUGGAUAUAUGAAACUUGGACGAAUUGUGUUUGAGUGUGCUGAUGGAGCAUGGAAGCAAAAGCUCCCAGAAGUUGAAUGCAGAAAUAAGCCCUGUGGACAUCCUGGAGACAUUGAGUUUGGUGUCUUUGAGCUUACCAGGGGAAGUCAAUUUGUAUUCGGUGCCAGAGUUGAGUACAGAUGUAAUGAUGGAUACCAGAUGCUCAGCCAAAGAAAUUACCGUGAGUGUCAGGCAAAUGGAUGGAGCAAUGACAUCCCUCACUGUGAAGUGACAAAGUGCUUACCUGUACAAGCACCAGAAAAUGGAAGAAUAAUUACGACUGGUGCAUUUGAGCUAGGCCGGGAAUAUUCCUUUGGCCAGGUUGUAAAGUUUGAGUGUAAUGCAAAAUACAGACUGGUUGGAUCUAAAGAAAUAAUUUGCUCUUCAGAGGGACAAUGGAGCCAUGAUGUGCCCCAGUGCAAAGAGAUUACAUGUGAGGUACCAGAAAUUCUGCAUGGAUAUGUACGUUCUCCAAAGAAGUCUUACAAGGAAUCUGAUCAGCUACUGUUUGGCUGUGAUGAAGGAUACAGAUAUGGAGAAAGAGCAGAUGUGCAAUGUACUGAAUUGGGAUGGAGUCCAAUCCCCUACUGCACUGAAAUUGUAUGCUCUCCUCCAAGAAUUCGCAAUGGGGACUUCAGACCUCAAAAUGACAACUACAGAGUAGAUGAUAUAAUCACAGUACAGUGUAGUCCUGGAUACCAUUUUAAAACAUUGACUGGAGAAAACACAGCUAAAUGCACCAAGGCUGGCUGGGUGCCUGAUCCAGACUGUGUUGAGAAACCAUGUGACUACCCAACUAUAGAGAAUGGCAAGUUAACUAGAUCACUGGAGUACUACAGAUACUAUUAUUUCCCAAUGAGGAUUGGGCAGCAUGCUGAUUACUACUGCAAUGAUGGUUAUUCAACCCCUAGUGAAGAUUAUUAUGUUCAAAUAACCUGCUCUGAAAGGGGCUGGUCUCCAGAGCCAAAAUGCCUCAAGAAAUGCGAUGUGAGACCUGUGGAAAAUGGUUAUUUCUCACGUGUCCAGAAGUAUUUUUACAAGGAAGGUGAAAGGGCUAGGUAUGUCUGCAAUAUUGACUAUGAUACUGAACAUGAAGGUGGGGAAGUCACAUGCACAAAGGAUGACUGGUCACCUACUCCAAGAUGUAUCCGUAAAAAAAUGUGCCAGACUAACAAUUUUGACAAUGGUUACUUCAACUCAAGAAGGAAAACGUUUAAUUUACAAGACCAGGUCACCUAUCUGUGUUAUACUGACUUUGUAACUCCAGAAGGCAAAGAAAGAGGAGUGACACACUGUCAAGAGAAUGGCUGGAAUCCACCUCCAAAGUGCAUCAAAUCAUGUAAAACAUCUCAUUUGGACAUUUUGAGUUACCAUACAGAUAAAACUGUGUUCAUGCCUGAAGAUACAAUUGAGUAUGCAUGUUUGGAGGGAUAUCAAACUGCAAAUAAUAUGCCAACUGGUACCACAACGUGUGGCACAAAUGGUGAAUGGAGUCCAGAGCCUCAGUGUCUCGCAAUAGAAUGUGAAAUGCCAACAUUGCCCAAUGGAGAUUUUUCUCCCAGGGAGGGGAAAUAUCACAAUGGAGAUGUUGUGAAAUUUACUUGUGCAAACAAAUACGUAAGAGUGGGACCUGCUUCUAUUCAGUGCUAUUACUUUGGAUGGUUUCCAUCACCACCAGUGUGUAAAGCAAACGCCAGAGCCUGUGGACCUCCACCUGAGAUUAUUGAUGGCAGAAUUGCUGGUGGCUCUGCUGUGGAACAGUAUCAGCACGGGGACAGACAGCAAUAUGAAUGCAACAGCAAAUUUAAAUUGGUUGGAUCAAAGGAAAUAGAAUGUGUUGAUGGACAAUGGUCAUCUCCUCCCUCUUGCAUUGAGGACAAAAUGCCAUGUGGAUCACCUUCCUCUAUUCCAAAUGUUGUCGUUUAUCAGGAAGACCAGGCCCAGUUUUCACAUGGUGAUGAAGUAACAUAUGGAUGUAACCCAGGCUCUGGAAAUUCUAAGCAAAUUAAAACUAGGUGUCUCAAUGGAGAAUGGGAGCCACUACCACUUUGUGCUGAUCCAUCUCCUCAGUGUGAACCUCCAGAGGGUGUGGAGAUUAUGCGCAGGACAAGGAAGGAGGCUGGAGUUAUACAUUACAGAUGUACAGCAGCUGACACAAACAUUAAACUGGCAGCUUGUGUGUCUGGAAAAUGGUCACCAGAGAUUGAAUGUGCAGAUGAGGAGAGAACAUGCCCACCUCCACCUCAGGUGCCUGGUGCAGAGCAGAUCUCAUCUGGAAGAAAUUACAAGAAUGGGAAUAAAAUAGCAAUUUCAUGUCUGAACAAUUUCCAGCUCAUCGGUUUGAAUGAAAUAACGUGUGUAGAUGGGAAAUGGCAAUCACCACCUCACUGUGUGGAAAGACCCUGUUCACCACCACAGCCCAUAGAAUGUGCUGAUGUUCCCAGGCUGGAAAAUCAAAACUUAAAAAUUCAAAAAGAAGGGAAAACAAUUUAUCUGGCAGGUGCUAGAUUGAAGUAUUUUUCUCGUCCUGGAUACACAUUAGAUGGACCAUCAGAGAUAACUUGCUCUGAGGGAAAAUGGACUUCAGCUCCUGUAUGCUUGGAAAUGCCAUGUGGAAGUAUUCCAAAAGUUUCCCAUGCUCAAACUGAAGGCAGGAACAAGAAAAUUUAUGAGCCUGGUGAGACAAUUCGCUACCAGUGUGAUUCAGGGUUCCAGAUUGUUGGUCCCCCUGAAAUUAUUUGCAGGGAAGGAAACUGGACAGCACCACCUUAUUGUGAAGAUGUAAGGUGUGGAGCCGCACCUGAAAUCCCCAAUGCUUAUGUUACAAGCAUUCAAAAGGAGUGGUACCUACCUGGUGACAGAGUGCAGUAUGAAUGUGAAAGCAAUUUUCAAAUGAUGGGUGAACAUUAUGUCACUUGUACAAAUGGAGACUGGUCACAAGCACUAACCUGCAGAGAUGUGACAUGUGAACCUCCUCCAGAAAUUGCUGGUGGUAAAGUUCAAGGUGUUAAAAAGUCAAGGUAUUUGCCUGGGCAGAGUGCUCAGUAUCAGUGCUGGCAAGGUUUUAAGAUGAGUGGAGCUUCCACUGUAACGUGUCAGAAUGGGACCUGGACAGAGCUGCCAAAGUGCAAAGGGAAAGGUGGGAAAUGUGGCCCACCCCCAGUUAUCGAAAAUGGAGACAUUCUUUCCUUCCCCAUUCAAGAAUAUCAACAAGGUGCAACUGUGGAAUACAAAUGCCCAAGUCUCUAUGUCCUGGAAGGAUCUCGGUCUAUUACCUGCACUGAUGGGCAGUGGUCAAGCCCCCCAGUUUGCCUGGUGGCCUGUACAGCAUCUGAAGAAGACAUGGGCAGAAACAAUAUUCAGCUGAAAUGGAUUGCAAGGAAAAAGUUGUACUCCACAUCGGGUGACUUCAUUGAAUUCCGGUGUAAAAGAGGGCAUCUGGAGGACCCAGCCUCUUCUCCCUUCAGAGCACAGUGUGUGGCAGGGACAAUAGCAUAUCCACUAUGCAAGCCAGGCAAGGACUGUACACUUGAUAUGUCAACCAUGGAAACAAACCAUAUCCAGCUAAAGUCAUCAAGCCGGCAGCCACCCACCUACCAGACUGGGGAUUACAUUGUCUUUGAGUGCAAAUGGUUUUACAGGCAAGCUUCACACCCUGAGACAUUUAGAGCCAAGUGCCUGGAUGGAGUGAUUGAAUAUCCAAUAUGUGAACGUUCAUUUGGAUAAUUUGGUUCAUUUGACACAACAGAGCCCAGCUGUGGAGAUGGAAGAUCCCUCAACUGACCCAGUAAUCUGAGCUCAAUUUUUUCCUGGCAUUUCCCAUUUUGCUUUGCUUUAUUUUCAACUUAGCCAAUGUUCUGUCUUGGAAUUUAUUGUUCUUCUUUUCAUUUUUUUUUAUAAAUGCAUUUCCAUUUGGUAAAUGUGUUUACAUUUUAUCCAUCAAAAUGGCUGUCCUAUAUUGAUCUCACUGUUAUUUUUAUUAGCAAUUGUGUCCUGAAAUAGGCUGGCUUUGGUGGCAUACUGAGCCAAGAAUUAAAGCCCACAGGUAAUUUGAUCAUCAG
Messenger RNA from Calypte anna (Anna's hummingbird), 4353 nucleotides. RefSeq names its product complement factor H (gene CFH). The record is from RefSeq and is a predicted model, not a curated record. NCBI's taxonomy places the organism in Eukaryota, Metazoa, Chordata, Aves, Apodiformes, Trochilidae. The transcript is spliced from 24 exons. The coding region runs from base 92 to 4018 and encodes 1308 amino acids.